Molecule: messenger RNA, 1953 nt
Organism: Aspergillus saccharolyticus JOP 1030-1
Lineage: Eukaryota; Fungi; Ascomycota; Eurotiomycetes; Eurotiales; Aspergillaceae
Product: cystathionine gamma-lyase CYS3
Exons: 4
Coding region: 436-1659 (407 amino acids)
Biological process (GO): transsulfuration
Cellular component (GO): cytoplasm
Molecular function (GO): pyridoxal phosphate binding; cystathionine gamma-lyase activity
Source: RefSeq, a predicted model, not a curated record
CUCCUGGGAGUUUGUGGUUCGAUUUUUAUUUUUUUUUUUCCUUUUCACCAUUUUUGAAUUUUUCUCUUUCCUCUUUGCUGGGAGUUCAGUCCUUUCUACGCUCGUGGGAGUCUUGGCAGGUUCGCAUUUGCAUUCCGGCAAAAUCAUAUUAGUUAAUUCAUUCCUUUCGAGGGGUUCUGCUUCUUAUUACAAAUCUGUCUACAAAUCUGUCAGCCCAGCCUGAAAAUACUACCUACAUUAUCUCAAAGCUAUUACUCUCUAUAAGAAAUAGUCCUUUGUCCAUCGCAAACGGUCGGGAUCGAGAAAUCACAUCAUUUCUUUGUGGAAUUGGUUCACUUGCAUAGACAUACUAUAUAAUCGAGCCUUUUGCCCUUCGUUUGUCACUCUAAUCCUCUCAGCGCGUCUUUCCGCAUUCAACCACCACAUUUCGUCACAAUGGUCGCUCAAAACGGAGAUUCCGCUUCUCAGGAACGCCGCUUCGGGACUCUGGCAGUGCAUGCCGGUGCUCCCCAUGAUCCUACUACCGGCGCGGUCAUUGCUCCGAUUUCCUUGUCCACCACCUUUGCUCAGACCAGUGUUGGAUCCCCAGUCGGUCUUUACGAGUACACUCGCAGUUCGAACCCCAACCGUGACAACUUUGAAGAGGCUAUUGCUGCCGUCGAGCACGGUAAAUAUGCUCUGGCCUUCUCCUCCGGAUCUGCCACCACUGCCGUGAUCCUGCAAUCUCUCGCAGCCGGCUCUCACAUCGUCUCCGUCUCCGACGUGUAUGGGGGCACCCACCGCUACUUCACUAAGGUCGCCUCCGCCCAUGGAGUUGAGGUGACGUUUACGCCUAGCAUCGAGGGGAACGUCGAGGAGUUGAUUCGUCCCAACGAGACUAAGCUAGUCUGGAUCGAGACCCCUUCAAAUCCCACCCUCGGAUUGGUCGACAUUGAGAAGGUUGCUGCCAUUGCUCACAAGUAUGGCAUCAUCGUUGUCGUUGACAACACCUUCAUGAGCCCCUAUGUGCAGAAUCCUCUGGAUCAUGGUGCCGACAUUGUCGUGCACUCCGUCACCAAGUACAUCAACGGUCACUCAGAUGUCCUCAUGGGUGUUGCGGCUUUUAACUCCGACAGCCUGAAGGAGCGCCUUACAUUCCUCCAGAACGCUAUCGGUGCUGUCCCUUCGCCCUUUGACUGCUGGCUCGCUCACCGUGGCCUGAAGACUCUUCACCUGCGUGCACGUGAGGCGACCACCAAUGCCACGGCUGUCGCCAAGGCCCUUGAGGCCUCCCCCCAUGUCAUCUCUGUCAACUACCCCGGUAUCGACUCUCACCCUCAGCGCGCUAUCGCUGUCAAGCAGCACCGUCAAGGCAUGGGUGGUGGUAUGCUGAGCUUCCGUAUCAAGGGUGGUCAGCAGGCUGCUCACUUAUUCUGCAAGUACACCAAGGUCUUCACCUUGGCCGAGAGCUUGGGUGGUGUUGAGAGUCUUUGCGAGGUCCCCGCUGCUAUGACUCAUGCUGGUAUCCCCAAGGCCGAGCGUGAGAUUGCAGGUGUCUAUGACGACCUCGUUCGUAUCUCUUGCGGUGUUGAAGAUGUCGAAGAUUUGACGGCCGAUGUUCUUCAGGCUCUCAAGAAAGCCGUGGCUGCUAGCCACUCGGUGGAGAACGGCAGCGCUUAGUGGAAUGUUUAUGAAUGAUUGAGAGCCCUUAUUGCGAUAGAAGAUAGACUUCUUCGUGGGCUAGAUCAGCCCCUUCGACUCAAGACCCCAAGUGGAGCCUCAUCACACUUGACCAGGUCAUGAAUUAAUAAUGCAUGGUGAGAUGCUUGCAUGUAAUCUCAUCUCCCUAGAAAGAAUCACGCAUCUCCUUGUGAAGUUAUCUGAGCGCAGCAUAUCGUAUCGAUAAUGCAUGUAUCCAUUCAAUGACUAAAGACUUCGUGAAGUGUUGCAACCAGGUUUCUGGUUUUUCAUCUG